Saccostrea echinata is the source of this 2784-nucleotide messenger RNA. RefSeq names its product von Willebrand factor D and EGF domain-containing protein-like. The record is from RefSeq and is a predicted model, not a curated record. The transcript has 16 exons. Bases 106 to 2784 code for a protein of 892 amino acids. Lineage: Eukaryota; Metazoa; Mollusca; Bivalvia; Ostreida; Ostreidae.
UAUCAAGGAUCAUGCAAGAAAUCAGGAACCUUUGAUGCCACAGACACUCUGAAUGUGUGUCCCAAAGUGGGGAGUUUUCAUGAGGAAACUGAAGAUAAGACAGCAAUGGAGGCGGUCUUUAAGUGUCAAUUCCAACCAAUUCCUGGAAACGUUGUGUACGACGUCCAGUGGUAUAUCGACGGAACGCUCCUCGAUAACGCCAAAUACACUGGGGUCAGUUACAGUAACAUUAAUGAUACAGCCCUACGGACAAAGCACUGGGUGAACAACUUCACUCUGAGUUUUCAGUUAUCUUGCGCUGUAAGAGUUAGAAAUGUAACGACUGGGAUACAGGGAGAUUUUACUGAAAGUUAUCCAUAUUUUGCGGGCAUAAAGUCAAGUCAGCUCCAGUAUUUUGUGUUUGAGGGGGAGACAAUUCAGAUAAGUCUGGAGGCUACAGUGCCAUUCAGCUGUCCUUCUACUCUGAGUGACGCAAUGAAAGACUCCCACUGUAAUUUCCAAUUUUAUAUCUGGACCCCAGGGGAGGGACAGUGCGUGAAUGGUCUUACUAGCAACGGAGUGGCCUUCAAGGAUAACCCUUGUGGAGUUACAUUUGGUUAUAAAGACAAAACGGCAUCUAUCAGUGUCACUGGUUAUAUUGACGGAAUGGUCAAUUUCAGGGAGAGAAAAUCUACCUUGAGGAUUGCUUCUACAAGAAAUCCAAUGGAUUCCACUGGAAUAUGGAACGGAGCAAAGAUUCCGGAUAUUACAGUUACCGUAAAAGACAAAGACUCCUUGGUAUCGGGUAAGUUAUGUGCUUCCUACACGGAUCCUCACCAAAGAACAUUCGACGGGAGGUACUUCUCCAACCAACGGGCUGGAGAGUUUUUGCUGUACAGGCACAAAACGUUGCCCUACACGGUGCAUGUUUUGUUUUCUGCAUGUGUUUGGAGACGCGCCACAUGUAAUUGUGGUAUUGCCAUAAGAAAUGGCAGGAGUCUCUUUUCUGUUCGCACAUGCGCCGAGAUAUCUACAAGUUGGACAAAGACUUUGACAAUACCAGAAGAAAAAACCGAAAUAUGUAAUGAUAACGAUCUCCACAUUGAAAAAUUUUGGCGCUAUUACACGGUUACUUUUCCGAGCGGUACGGAGGUGUCGUUCUCGAUUUCCUGGUGGAGUAACUGGGUGGGUAGUAUUCGAAUUAGAGCAUCUGUUUCUGAUAUUGGGGAAACGGAGGGCUUGUGUGGACCCGCCAAUAAUGAUGUCACAGAUGACUUCAUUCCUAGAAAUGGACAGAGGGCUACAGAUCUAAAUAGCUUCGCAGAAUCAUGGAGAAUACCAUGGAAUUCUGCUGAGGAAAGUCUAUUUGUGAAAAAUCCAAAACUCUUAACGAAAUCCUUUUCCUAUUCCUCCGAGGGCAACACAGACAAAGAGAAUUAUUGUACGUGCCCGUCUGAUGAGCCACUGGAUCCUUACAGUCCAGACUUUGAGUCUCGAAAUCAGGCCCACUGUAACCAGACGACACCAAGCUCUGUGUGUGGCAGUCAGGUUUCCAUGGUGAUGGAUUCUUCUGCAUGUGACACCACCUCACGUAGAAGAAAGCGUUCAGUUGAAUCAGAUGAUGUUGGGGACUCUACUGUACUUACCUAUGCUACCGAUUACGAUGAAACAGCUGUCUUCAAUGUAAGUGACUGGAUUAAUGGAUGGAACGCCACGUCAGCCAGGAAAUAUUGCACUGACGCCUUUACCUUUGACCCCGCUGUGGAGACGUGUAAUUCACUUGUCAACAUCUCUUCAGAGUCUUACAUAGACAGUUGUGUGGAGGAUAUCAAAAUGUCUGGAAAUACAACGUGGGUAGAUGAUACACUAGACACACUAAAAGGGGCGUGUCUUACGGAGGCCAAGAAACAGGAAGUGUUUUAUACUAACUCCACCUCUAACUCCUCCUCGGAGUUGUCAAUCAUCCAACUGAUCACAGCUCAACUUUGUCCCGCCAACUGCUCUGGAAAUGGAGAAUGCAAAGAUGCUGCGUGUUUCUGUCGUAACGGGUUUAUUGGGAGUGAUUGCUCUGUCCGUUUGUCAGUGCCACCAACUGACUUUUCUUUGCCGUCCAGUGGAAUUUGUGAUACAAGAAAACGAUCAUGUCAAAAAACAAAUAUUGUAGGCAAAUUCUACUCUGAAAACGUCGUUGCAAAGAUGUUGUAUUUUGAGAUAGAAGAAAUGGAAGUGUCAGAGUCUUUUUCUGUGACCUCAAAUGCAACUUUCCGUCACUUCAACCUGAUCACUGUGACGUUGCCUUCCGUUUCUGCGUCUACUCGACGUCGACGUCGCUCAGUGAUGGAUGGUGUUCAUGGUUGGAAUAUCUCGCUUAGUUAUGAUGGUAUAACCUUCAGUGAUCUUGUGACUUUAUUGGUGUAUGACAGUCAGAGAUACUCGUGUGACACAAAGACUCUAACGUGCCAGAAGAUGAUAAGUGAGGCGAGAUCCUCAUCCAAAUCAGGUCCUGACGUCAACAUUCCUGCCAUUGCUGGUGCUACAGGUUUUGCUACUGUAGCAGUUGCUGUAAUUGUAAUUGUUAUUGUUCUCAUUAAAAAGAAAAGGUUUCCAGAAGGUCGCGCCCAGUCUGUUAUAGGUAUACAGAAGGAAGACGGUCUGAAAACGAUACCAAGAAAUGACGCUGGGUCUCUGUGGGUGGGGGGUACUGACUACGGUCAGCCCAUACCGUCCCUGCCCCCAACUUCUUAUGUCUACCAGCAGAAACGGGAACCCACUGAUAUAUCUCUGCAUUUUGAAGAAAAGAAUUAG